Messenger RNA from Triticum aestivum (bread wheat), 2699 nucleotides. RefSeq names its product proline-rich receptor-like protein kinase PERK8. The record is from RefSeq and is a predicted model, not a curated record. NCBI's taxonomy places the organism in Eukaryota, Viridiplantae, Streptophyta, Magnoliopsida, Poales, Poaceae. The transcript has 8 exons. The coding region runs from base 1 to 1209 and encodes 402 amino acids.
AUGAAUCCGGACGUUCUGGUCUUCGGAGAGACGUCGGUGUCACCGUCCAUGGAUUUGCGAAAUGCAUGGGGUGAUCACGCGCUGGCGUUAGGCGCGCUAGCCCUGACUAAGUCGUUCUGCUCGCAGCUUUGGAAGGAAUUUGAGAUCUUUGUGCCGGAGGAAUUGGUGGCGCUCUUCAGGUGGGCGGCCUCUGUGUCUCUUGGAAAUGGAAAAACUUCGUCGUCUACAACAUGGCGCAUUUUUUCUGUGCCUUCGGCUUUGUGCGGCUUCAUCAUCCACGGCGACUACACCAUCGACCAGGACAACCUCCACCACGGCUACAGCACCAUGAUCGGCUACCUCGACAUCAACAUUAAUGGCUUGGUCUACAACAACUCAUCGGCAACAAUUCCAGUCAACAGCGUUCGCGUCGUCACUAGCGUCCACGCCACUCCUGCUCUCUGUCAUGUGGUCAUUUUCCAUCCACCCCCCGCCUCCUUUCUUUCCCUCGCUCUCUGCUCCUCCUCUCCCCUUCCUCUCGAUCCCCUCCCCUUCCUCCUCGGCAGCCGCCGCCCCCAUUCUCUCCAGAUCCAAUCCAAGACUCCCCUCGUCCACCGUCCCCUUCCUCCGCCGUCGACGUUCGCGCUCAAGGCCUCCGCCUCCCCCGCCCUCGCCAUUGCCUCCUCGGCGGGGUUGCCCUUCUUGGCGUCGGCCUCCGCGGCGCCGAGGGCCGCGCCGCCGCGGCCAGGAGGGCCUCGCUCCACGGGGACGCACCCGCGACCUGCUACCUCACGCCCGCACCAACUCCGGCACUGCGGCCAGGAGGGUCUUGCUCCGCGGGGCCACACCCGCGACCUGCUACCCCACGCCCGCACCAACUCCGGCGCUGCUCCACCUGCCGCUCCCGCCCCAGCGCCGGUGACAUGGCCGUCCCCGCCCACCAGGUCUGGGAUCCCGCCGCGGGGUUCAUCAUCAAGGUCCCCGCCGUCUCUGAGUUCUUCGUCAAGGUCCCUGCACAUCCUCUCCUCACCUGCAAGAUCGGAAUCGGCGCCUCCCUCCGCCGCCGGCCGCCAUGUCGCCGUCUCUGCUCGAGGGGCUCACCAAGUCGCUGGCCAUGACCGUGCUCUCCGAGGUCGGCGACAAGACCUUCUUCACCGCCGCGGAUUUCGAGCUGGCUGCAGCAAGUUGAUGGAUAUCAGUGCCAGUGCCGGGAGUGCUUCUGCUUUGUAGCUAUCGCGGAUGCUGCUGGGUGGACUAUUUCCAGGAAGUUCGCGCUCGGCGGGGCCCUGGCUGUUUGGUGGCUGCUUGAAUCGGAUAGCCAUUUCUGUGCUCCAAGUUCAGUUAUCUGUGUGCUCGGUCUAGCUCAGGUUGCUUCGAUUUGAUGCUUUUGUUUGUUGCGUAGGCGUUAGGCUACGAGUUGGAUCUGAUUAUUCGGUGCUUGCAUACAUGUCAUGGUGUCACAGAGUAUAAAUGAUGAGGAAUUGAGUAGAAGCUAGAGUUCAGUUUCUUGUGCUGGGCUGGUCUGGUUCAAUCGGCUUCUAUUUCAUGCUUGAGCUAAUCCAAGCUGGAUUUACUGUAAAUGUUCCUAUCCAGUCUGUGCUGCUGGGUGGAGGAGGAACAUGGUACGUACGGUGGUACGUGGUGAUGAAGCAUAUAGCGCGUUCCUACUGUUGUUCGACGUUUGUUGAGCAAGCAAGUAGAUUUCUUAGGGUUGCUGUACAUUGUUUUCCAUGACUUGGACUAUUGGGGCAGACUUAUCAAGUUGUUGCUCUUUAUGUUAUGUUGUUUUCCACGUCUUGGACUAUUGGGGCAGACUUAUCAAGUUGUUGCUCUUUAUGUUAUGUUAUACCACCUGCAUAUGCUUGCUCUAGCUUCUAGGUAGUAGAAGAAUUGACAUGUGGGAUGCAAGUCCAAGCUUGAUACUGUAAAUGUUACUCCCACCUAUCAAGUUGGACUACUCGGGUGUCAAGUUGGUGCUGUACUGUAGUCUGUAGGAUGCACCUGCAUAUGCAUGAAAGAAUAGUUAAUAUCUUGAUCCAAGUCCAAGCUUUCAUACUUGAUAUGUUACUCCUGCCAACAGGAAAACUGGACAGUUUUGACCGCAUGCCCUGGCGGCGCUUAAAACUACCCAACUAGGCACGCGUCUACACCAUGUGGUGGACUUAAGUAUCUUAGUGACUUCAUUUGAUGUGUGUAUUUCUGUUAAUUCUAAGCUUCUCUUGCUGUGAAAAUGUACCUCACUGACCAUCUGUCUAUUUAUUGUGUACUUCUUGCAUGAGGAGGUGACUAGUGAUGCGGCGCGCCAAGCAGCAGUAGGGGAAGGGGGUCUCCUGCUCGAGGAGGCGGAGGAGUAGGGGUGUGCCCAGCCGACAUCCCUGUCCUGCAUGUGGGGGAUGGGCAGGAGGGGUCUGCUCCUCUGCUUCGAUUGCGAUCGCGGCAGGAGUAACAUUGCUGAAGGCGAUGGGUACGUGAUGGUUGCUAGUGUGGUGGACGACCCAGAAUAUGUGGCCUCGCAAGUGCACAUGAGCUCUAGGCCUAAGUUUUUUCAAGUGCGAGGCCGUGAAGCCAAGUGCGAAGGAGUUUUUUGGUUCUGUAGUAGACUGUAAAUUGUAAUAUUGUAACAAAUUGUAAAAGACUAGUGUAUGUUUGAAAUUGUGAUUAUGUAUGUUGAAAAGAUGUGAAAUGGAAACUUGACCAGUGGAAACCACUUAUGACUAAAA